AUGAAUACUGAUCAAGUUCGUCGGCAGUUGCCUGUUAUAGUCCCUGUUUCUGCUGUUUUGGCCGUUUGUGCGCUUCAUUUACAGGUAAGGUACGGAGAAAAAAGUGAUGGACUAGUAACGUGCCGCGAUGCUGAAGUUCCAGGCUCGCUGGUCGUGAAGCCAGGUAGGAAACUUGACCAUGCAUGGAUUACUCUUCAUGGAGAAAGGAUCCAAGGGAACCCGACUGUUGCGAUAUGUGUGAAGCUAUUAUGUUUGAUGGAAAAUUGGACCAUCAGAGUUGAUGUUAACUUGCAGUUGCCUGUAAAGGGAGGGCAUCUUUGGCUUUUCUGCUUGAUUAAACUUUAUGGUGGAAACUCAGUCCAAGACAUAUAUGCAGCUUGGAUUCCAGUAGCUUAA
Oldenlandia corymbosa var. corymbosa is the source of this 396-nucleotide messenger RNA. The record is from the annotation of a GenBank genome assembly. NCBI's taxonomy places the organism in Eukaryota, Viridiplantae, Streptophyta, Magnoliopsida, Gentianales, Rubiaceae.